AUGGGAAGUAAAUGGACUAUUAGUUACUUACGAGAAAUUUGGCAAAAGCACAAACCAGACUUCUUGUUCCUCUCGGAAACAAAGAAAGAUUUUGAGUUUGUGCAGGGAUUUCAAACGCAUUUUGGAUUUGAUAAUUUGGUGACGGUGGACCCCAUAGGAACAAGCGGUGGGCUGGCACUCUACUACAAUAAUGAAUUUCAGAUUCAGAAAUUAAGGGAACAAGUGUGGGAGCGUCUAACUAGAUGUGGGUUAUCAAGGUCAGAUCCUUGGUUUAUGAUUGGAGAUCUAAAUGAGAUAACCGGAAACCAUGAGAAAGAGGGUGGUGCUUUAAGGCAUCCAGAUUCUUUUGUCCCUUUUAAUAAUAUGAUUCGUAAUAGUGGUUUACUGGAAUUUCCGGCAAAGGGAAAUAAAAUGUCAUGGCAAGGAAGGCGAGGAAAAGGUAAAGGGGCCUUUAUGGUUCGAUGUAGGCUAGACAGGGCACUAGCCAAUGAAGAGUGGCAUACUCUUCUCCCAUGUUCCUAUACAGAAUAUUUAGGAAUGGUGGGCUCGGAUCACCGACCAGUAGUUGCAUAUUUGGAAGAUAAAGUUAUAAGGAAAAGAGGACAAUUUAGAUUUGAUAAGAGAUGGAUUGGUAAAGAGGGUUUUAUGGAAUCGAUUGCGAUGGGCUGGGCGAAAGACUAUGGAUCGGAUCAGGUGGAUAUAGUUAAAAAGAUUAGCAACUGUCGACAUGAAAUUGCGAAAUGGAGGAGAAAUAAUCCACCAACUGGAAAAGAAAAAAUAGGGGAAUUACAGAAAGCACUUGAGGACGUGCAGAUGGAUGAUUCUAGGACCCAGGAGGACAUUAUGGAGGUAUCUCGGAAGCUUCAGGAUGCGUAUAAGGAUGAGGAGGAGUAUUGGCAUCAAAAGAGUCGAAAUUUGUGGAAUACGUUAGGGGAUCAUAAUACCAAUUUUUUUCAUGCUUUAACAAAACAAAGGAGAACACGCAAUAGGAUUGUGGGACUCCAUGAUACCCACGGGAAUUGGAUUACAGAGGAUACUGGUAUUGAGAAAGUGGCAGUAGAUUAUUUUGAAGAUUUAUUCAAUACAACCUCACCUACAGAUUUUGAGGGUUUUCUGGAGGAAAUAAGGCCGGGUAUUACGCCACAGAUGAAUCAGAGGUUGCUGCGGCAGGCAUCUGAGGAGGAAGUCCGAACUGCUUUAUUUAUGAUGCAUCCAGAAAAGGCUCCGGGGCCUGAUGGAAUGACAGCUCUUUUCUUCCAACACUCGUGGCAUGUGGUGAAACAGGAUUUGGUGACUAUGGUAAAUAAUUUCUUAAUAUCGGGAGAGUUGGAUUCAAGGUUAAACAUGACUAAUAUAUGUGUUAUGUCAGAGAUUGAAAAUCUGUCUUCCAACGCUGAUCUCAGAGACUCAAUCGGCAUUUGUGGCAGGGAGAUUGAUCUCGGACAAUAUUCUGAUAGCUCAGGAAAUGUUUCAUGGUCUGCGAACAAAUAA
Raphanus sativus (radish) is the source of this 1491-nucleotide messenger RNA. RefSeq lists its product as uncharacterized. Bases 1 to 1491 code for a protein of 496 amino acids. The transcript is spliced from 3 exons. Gene Ontology annotation, molecular function: catalytic activity. NCBI's taxonomy places the organism in Eukaryota, Viridiplantae, Streptophyta, Magnoliopsida, Brassicales, Brassicaceae. The record is from RefSeq and is a predicted model, not a curated record.